Molecule: messenger RNA, 969 nt
Organism: Indicator indicator
Lineage: Eukaryota; Metazoa; Chordata; Aves; Piciformes; Indicatoridae
Gene: DEGS2
Product: delta 4-desaturase, sphingolipid 2
Exons: 3
Coding region: 1-969 (322 amino acids)
Biological process (GO): ceramide biosynthetic process; sphinganine metabolic process
Cellular component (GO): membrane
Molecular function (GO): sphingolipid delta-4 desaturase activity
Source: RefSeq, a predicted model, not a curated record
AUGGGGAAUCAUGUUACCCGAGACGACUUCGAGUGGGUCUACACGGAGCAGCCCCACACACAGCGCAGAAAGGAGAUUCUGGCAAAGUAUCCAGAGAUAAAGACUCUAAUGGGACCAGAUCCACACUUAAAGUGGAUUGUAUCUGGAAUGGUUUUCAUGCAGUUUCAAGCAUGCUACAUGAUAAAAGAAUUAUCUUGGAAAUGGAUUUUCUUCUGGGCUUAUGCUUUUGGGGGUUGCAUCAACCAUUCGCUGUCCCUAGCCAUCCAUGACAUUUCACACAAUGUCGCCUUUGGGAACAAGCAGGCCAAGUGGAACCGAUGGUUUGCAGUCUUUGCCAACUUGCCGAUUGGCAUCCCUUAUUCUGCCUCCUUCAAGAAAUACCACAUUGACCAUCAUCGAUACCUUGGUGGGGACAGCCUGGAUGUGGACAUUCCAACAGACUUUGAAGGCUGGUUCUUCUGUACACCACUUCGGAAACUGCUUUGGCUUUUCCUCCAACCUCUGUUCUACAGUUUGAGACCACUGUAUGUGAACCCUAAGGCAGUAACACAGAUGGAAAUUUUUAAUGCUCUCAUCCAGUUUUCUAUAGACCUUAUAAUCUACUACCUUUGGGGGCUCAAACCUAUUAUUUACUUAAUAGCAGGUACAAUUCUUUGCAUGGGUAUACACCCCAUUUCUGGGCACUUCAUAGCAGAACACUACAUGUUCUUAAAAGGGUAUGAGACUUACUCUUAUUACGGACCUCUGAACUGGCUCACCUUUAAUGUAGGCUACCACAUGGAGCAUCAUGACUUCCCCAGCAUUCCUGGAUGCAGGUUGCCAAUGGUGAAGAAGAUUGCAGCAGAAUAUUACGAUAACCUCCCACAUCACCAGUCCUGGAUUCGAGUUCUGUGGGACUUUGUUUUUGAUGACACUAUUGGCCCUUAUUCAAGGGUUAAGAGGCUAUGCAAGCUGGCAAAAGAAAGCUAA